UUGCAACUUCAGUUCCAUCUACUUCUCUUCGCAGAAAGUUUGGGAGCAUUUCCAGCAGUUUUGAUUAGCGCCCUGCUUCUGUUUUGUUAUUCCAAUUCGAUCUUCUUCUUGUGUUGUGGCUAUAAGAGGACCAAGUGGGAGAAACAAAUCUUUCAACCAUUGCAGCAGGGCUUUUCUGUGGAGUGUGUAAACUGGCGAUUGUUUGCCCAAAAGAGUAGAAUUAUGUCGAGGAAGGAAAGCAACAGCGAGCAAUUGAGGUUUAACAGAGAAGAAGAGGAAGACGAUGAUGAUGCUGAUGGCGGCGGUCUAGGUGCGUGGGAAAGGGCUUAUGCAGAUGAGCGGUCAUGGGAGUCUCUGCAAGAGGAUGAGUCUGGGCUCCUCCGACCUAUUGAUAACAAAACCCUUUACCACGCGCAGUAUCGUCGACGUCUCCGCACUGCAACAGCUACUCGAAUUCAGAAAGGACUGAUUCGUUAUUUAUACGUCGUCAUUGAUCUUUCUCGGGCAGCUGGAGAGAUGGAUUAUAAACCUAGCAGAAUGAUUGUUGUUGCUCGACUGGUGGAACGUUUCAUCCGGGAGUUUUUCGAUCAAAAUCCCUUGAGUCAAAUUGGGCUAGUGACAUUGAAAGAUGGAGUUGCACAUUGCUUAACAGAUCUUGGUGGUAGUCCCGAGUCACAUAUCAAGGCUUUAAUGGGAAAGUUGGCGAGCUCGGGUGAUGCAUCUCUCCAAAAUGGCUUGGAUCUUGUUCAUAGCCUAUUAAAUCAAAUCCCCACAUAUGGUCAUCGUGAAGUUCUUAUAUUGUAUUCUGCUCUUAGUACUUGUGACCCGGGUGAUAUCAUGGAAACCAUAAAAAAAUGCAAGACGUCUAAGAUCCGGUGCUCGGUUAUUGGUCUUUCUGCUGAGCUAUACAUUUGCAAAUAUCUUUGUCAAGAAACUGGUGGAUUAUACUCUGUGGCAUUAGAUGAGUCUCACUUAAAAGAACUGGUCUUUGAGCAUGCACCUCCGCCUCCGGCUAUAGCUGAAUUUGCAGUUGCAAAUUUGAUUAAGAUGGGUUUUCCUCAAAGAGCUGCUGAAGGAGCAAUUUCGAUAUGUGCUUGUCAUAAGGAGGCUAAGGUUGGUGGUGGCUUCACAUGCCCUAGAUGCAAAGCACGCAUUUGUGAAUUACCUACUGAAUGCCAAAUAUGUGGACUAACCCUUGUUUCAUCACCUCACUUGGCAAGAUCUUAUCACCACUUAUUUCCUAUUACUCCAUUUGAUGAUGUGCCACCAUCAAUGAUCACUGAUCUGCGCAAUCUUCAAAGAAGUUGCUUUGGUUGUCAACAGAGUCUCCUCAAUCCUGGAAACAUCCCAGCUGCUUGUGUAUCCUGUCCGAAAUGCAAACAGCGCUUUUGUCUUGAUUGUGACAUUUACAUCCACGAGAGCUUGCACAACUGCCCAGGUUGCGAGAGCUUCCGACAUUCUAAAUCCACUGGUGCGGAAGGGUGACCAAGAUAGGACAUUGCCAUAUUUGCUACACCUGAGACUCUAACUCAGUAUAGUCGAUGCGAUUCUUCGCUUUGAGAUUUGAGGCUGUUGGAAGCAUUUAUCUCUGUUGGCAGCACAGAUGGAAACUCCAUCAAAGGAGCAUUUACAGCAUACUCGGAGCAUUGCCUGAUCGGACAUUGUACCUGAAACCUGCCAUUUUUUACUCACAAAUUCAUUGAGGAAUGUGGACUUUUGCAGGAUUAUUUGUUUCACAUAUUAAGAAGUCUAGGCCUACAUCCGCAUUUCUUAGUCCUUUGGAGCUUGCUUUUAUAAUUCUCCUGAAAGUUCAAGGAGUUGACAUGGACGUUGUUCCUUAGAUAAACAUAUAUACAUAUAUAUGUAUUCAUGUUUGCCUUGGUUGGUUGAUUUUCUUUGUUAUGUAAUAGGAAUGGAGAGAGUUGGGAGACAUUUGGUCAAAUUGAAUAUGAAUGUUCAGUGUUUGUUUAA
Molecule: messenger RNA, 1971 nt
Organism: Andrographis paniculata
Lineage: Eukaryota; Viridiplantae; Streptophyta; Magnoliopsida; Lamiales; Acanthaceae
Product: general transcription factor IIH subunit 2
Exons: 5
Coding region: 223-1485 (420 amino acids)
Biological process (GO): nucleotide-excision repair; DNA-templated transcription; regulation of transcription by RNA polymerase II
Cellular component (GO): transcription factor TFIIH holo complex; transcription factor TFIIH core complex
Molecular function (GO): zinc ion binding
Source: RefSeq, a predicted model, not a curated record